GUCUAUCUCGUAUGUAUUUACGAGUGGGUCCAGACUGGAUUGGUGGCUGUGAAGGUUUUUCGUUCCGUGCAUGAGGCAAUACUAUCGGGGAACACUCUGGACUCCUUUUACAACAUAUGGUAUCAAUGGACCAUCAUCAAUAUCAUGUGUGCUGUCCAGUCAGCCGCGGUGCAAACCUACUUUGCUCGCCGCAUCUACAUCCUUUCGCGGUCGCGCAUAAUCACAGGAUCUGUCAUUGCAGUAACGUUAGGACAGAUAUGCAUAGGAAUCCUCUCCGCCCUCAGUAACAUUCAAAGCGUGAGCUCAGCAGGUGCAACUAUUGCUUGGCUUGUUGUAAGCGCUGUAGCCGACGUGACAAUUGCCAUAACGCUCGUCAUUUUGUUCCACAAAAUGAAGAAUGGGCUGAAGCAGACUGAUAUUCUCAUGAAGCGUCUAGCUCGUAUGGUCAUUGAAACAGGCACAUUGACGGGUACAGUAUUUCUGAGCUGUGUAACUCUUCGUGAGAAGCUAAACUUGCCACCAGCCACCACAGCCAUUGCCGCUCUCGUUCUUUUGUUCACAGCGGUGGAGUGGACAAUAUGCCCAAUGCUCUUUCUCUCCAAACUAUACACCAAUUCGGCAUUGUUCACCCUGAACAACCGAGCCAUCAUCAAGUCUACGCAAGGUGAAGACGGAAGAACCGCCAUCAUGCUCAGCCCGACCGUCCCCCACUUGCACAAUCACAAUCAUCCACUGGAAAUUAUGUCAGAUGAACAGCGCAGCCCGAUUGUCAUCUCUAUCGUUCGGGAAGAAGACGUCUAUACCAGCGCGGUCAAGCAUGAGGAAAGUGUAUGAUCCGCCGCGCAGUAGGAAGGCCGACUUCCGUGGAGGACGUGACAGAACGCUAUCGACUCACACUGGCAGUUUACAAAGUACUGUAGUCUCCCGUGAACAAAUUCAACAAUUCCUUUGAACCUCCACGGGCUCCGGCUAUCCUUGUCUGACGAGUACUGCCGCGUGCUUCUCGUACUAUUUGUUCAAUGUCUGCUUGCAAGUGUGCAUUGAUGUGCCAGGUCCGGACAUGUCGAUAAGCUGUGGUUUUAGUGUAAAAGUGCGCCGUUUCUUCCAGGAUGAUUGAACACAAAUUUCUCGACAAAAAACGAGUUGUUUGUGCGA
Molecule: messenger RNA, 1155 nt
Organism: Laetiporus sulphureus 93-53
Lineage: Eukaryota; Fungi; Basidiomycota; Agaricomycetes; Polyporales; Laetiporaceae
Exons: 9
Coding region: 145-834 (229 amino acids)
Source: RefSeq, a predicted model, not a curated record